Messenger RNA from Penaeus chinensis, 4290 nucleotides. Its product is annotated as V-type proton ATPase 116 kDa subunit a 1-like. Gene Ontology annotation, molecular function: ATPase binding; proton-transporting ATPase activity, rotational mechanism. The transcript is spliced from 17 exons. The coding region runs from base 95 to 2614 and encodes 839 amino acids. NCBI's taxonomy places the organism in Eukaryota, Metazoa, Arthropoda, Malacostraca, Decapoda, Penaeidae. The record is from RefSeq and is a predicted model, not a curated record. Gene Ontology annotation, cellular component: vacuolar proton-transporting V-type ATPase, V0 domain; vacuolar proton-transporting V-type ATPase complex; plasma membrane. Gene Ontology annotation, biological process: proton transmembrane transport; vacuolar acidification.
GUCACCAGUGUCAAUUCGCCAUCGAUUGUAGCCGAGAAGUCGUCAUGGCGAGCGGAUAUUAAUGUUUGGCUACUAGAAUAACAUCAAAACAGCCAUGGGGUCGUUGUUCCGUAGUGAAGAGAUGGCACUAUGCCAGCUCUUCCUUCAGAGUGAAUCGGCAUACACUUGCGUCUCCGAACUUGGAGAGCUCGGACUGGUGCAAUUCAGAGAUCUCAACCCAGAUGUGAAUGCAUUUCAACGCAAAUUCGUGAAUGAAGUCCGCCGCUGCGAUGAGAUGGAGAGGAAGCUCCGCUAUUUGGAGAGGGAGAUCCGUAAGGAUGGGAUUCCAGUGCUGGAUACUGGGGAGAACCCUGAGGCUCCGAUGCCCAGGGAAAUGAUUGAUUUAGAGGCGACAUUUGAAAAACUUGAGAAUGAGCUGAAGGAAGUGAACAGCAAUGCUGAAGCUCUCAAGAGGAAUUACCUGGAGUUGACGGAACUGAAGCACAUCCUGAAGAAGACCCAAGUUUUCUUUGAUGAGGCCAUGUACCCCCCAAAUCUACCUUACGACCAAGAUGUCUAUUUUGACGAUGAUGAGCGUGUUAACCUGCUGACCGACACGUCGCUCCACCAACUCAAACAUAUUGGGUUUGUGGCUGGUGUGAUCCUGCGUGAGAGGAUCCCCGCCUUUGAGAGAAUGCUAUGGCGUGCUUGCCGAGGCAACGUGUUCCUCAGGCAGGCAGAGAUCAAUGACCCACUCGAGGAUCCGGCUACAGGAGAGCAAGUGUACAAGUCGGUAUUCAUCAUCUUCUUCCAAGGUGAUCAGUUGAAGAUGAGAGUCAAGAAGAUUUGUGAAGGUUUCCGUGCCACCAUGUACCCAUGCCCAGAGGCUCCAGCUGAUCGACGCGAAAUGGCCAUGGGAGUGAAGACGCGUCUGGAUGACCUUAGCACUGUACUGAGCCAGACCCAAGAUCACCGUCACCGUGUGUUGGUGUCUGCUGCGCGCAAUAUCCGUGCAUGGAUGAUGAAAGUGUGGAAGAUCAAGAGCAUUUACCACACACUCAAUAUGUUCAACCUGGAUGUUAUUCAGAAUGGCUUGAUUGCUGAAUGCUGGAUUCCAGUUGCCAACUUGGAAGAUGUGCAGCUAGCCCUACGACGUGGAACUGAAAAGAGUGGAAGCUUGCCAGCAAUUCUGAACCGGCUCAGCACUCAUGAAGCGCCUCCAACUUUUCACCGAACAAACAAAUUUACAAAGGCUUUCCAGGCUUUGAUUGAUGCAUAUGGAGUUGCAACUUACCGUGAAAUCAAUCCUGCACCAUACACCAUCAUCACCUUCCCCUUCCUCUUUGCCAUCAUGUUUGGGGAUGUGGGUCAUGGCAUAAUCAUGGCCCUUUUCGGUGGCUGGAUGGUAUGGAGGGAGAAGCCUCUCUCUGCCAAGAAGACUGAUAAUGAGAUUUGGAAUAUUUUCUUUGGUGGAAGGUACAUCAUCCUAUUAAUGGGUAUGUUCUCCAUGUACACGGGCCUGAUUUACAAUGACAUCUUCUCCAAAGCCUUGAACAUAUUUGGGACAUCAUGGCAUGGCAAAUACAAUGAGAGCACCUUGUUAACCAACAAGGAGCUGAUCUUGGACCCUGGCAACAAGGAUCAGUAUGAACAGUACCCAUACCCCUUUGGUCUGGAUCCCAUUUGGCAGAUUUCUCUCAACAAGAUCAAUUUCUAUAAUUCGUAUAAAAUGAAGAUUUCCAUCAUUUUUGGCAUCAUCCACAUGUUGUUUGGUGUCAUCCUUAGUGUAUGGAACCACAGGUUCUUCAACAGGCCCAUGAACAUCUAUUGUGAGUUCAUCCCCCAGAUAAUUUUCCUGACCUGUUUGUUUGGGUACUUAGUUCUUCUAGUGUUCCACAAGUGGGUAUGGUAUGGGGCUGGUGGUGCAGAUAGUGUUUCUCCCAACUGUGCACCUUCCAUCCUCAUUACCUUCAUUAACAUGGUCUUGAUGAAGGGUUAUCAGUCAACACCAGAGAAUGACCCGUGCUCACCAUAUAUGUAUGCUGGGCAGUUUGGAUUCCAACGAUUCCUUGUUUGCAUUGGGCUGAUUUGUGUACCAUGGAUGCUCCUUGCUAAACCUUUCAUGCUUCACCGAAACAACAAGCGCAAGCAGAUGAUGUCACAAGCUAAUGGAGGAGAGGGUGUCAUUGAAGAAGGUGGUGGUGAGGCUGCAGCUGCUGCAGCUGCAGAGGAAGUGCAUGACAUGGGUGAGAUCAUGAUCCAUCAGGGAAUCCACACCAUUGAAUAUGUCCUUGGCUCCGUGUCUCACACUGCCUCGUACCUGCGACUCUGGGCGCUGUCGCUUGCCCAUGCUCAACUGAGUGAGGUGCUGUGGCAGAUGGUUCUUCGUGUUGGACUAACAGCUGGAGGCACAGGCGGGGUUGGUGGCAUCAUCACUUACUUCAUCUUUGCAGCUUGGGCAUCCCUCACUGUUGCCAUCCUUGUGCUCAUGGAGGGGCUAUCUGCCUUCUUGCAUACUCUUCGACUGCAUUGGGUGGAGUUCCAGAGCAAGUUUUACGGAGGUGGUGGCUACGCCUUCGUGCCAUUUGCCUUUGAAACAAUCCUCGAACAUGCAGAAACAGCUGUUGCGGAGUGAUGGCCUAAAGAAAAAUCAAAGAAAAGAAAGAAAUUGCUAUUGAACAAGUAUUAGUAUUAUUGAUUGCAUUAUCAUCUUUAUCAUUUAAAAGAAGUUGAAAUAUAGGUGUUCUAGAAGUUCUCAAAAAAAUUGGUAUCCACAGUGUUCAGCAGUAGAUUUUAUGUAUUAAAUGUGCUUUAUUUUUUAUUUAUUCAUUUAUUUUUAAAAUUAUAGAUUUAAAAUAAAAUCUGCAUUUAUAAUAACAUUUGUCAUUGUUAAAGAAAUUGGUAAAGUUAGGGAAGCCGUAAUUAUUUUAAAAUUCUACCACCAAAACCAGCAGAGUUAAAAACCAAUAGCAAUGACUAUGCUUUGUGUACUCUUAGAAAAAUCAUGAAAACCUAAUGUUAUUCUGAUCUUUAGAUUAUAUAUGGAUUUAUAUAUAAAUAUAUAUAUAUAUGUAAAUAUAUAUAUUGAUGUUAUAUUGCAUUCAAGAAUAUAAUGGCCAUUUAAUCAGUGUAUUGAACAAUUAAUAUUCUACAACAUUGUUGACAUGUAAAAUGAGGCUGUAAGGAUUUUUUUGGCAUGGCUUAUUAAAAAAAUCUUCAACAACACACAUUGUAUAUGAUAAAAAAAGAAAAAAAAACAAAAAAACAAGGAUGUCAAGCUUUGCAGUUUGUAUGAAAGUGCUAGGAAGUAUGUUAAUUUUCUUUGUUCAGUGAUAACCCCCACCUUUAUUUUUUUAAUAUUAUUUUUUUUUUAUUAUUAUCUAUACAUACAACUACCAGAGAUUGUUCUUUGGGUUUUAUAUAUUUUAUAUUAUAUUUUAAAAGAAAUGUGUGUGGAAAGAAAAGUUGUUCUAAAUCAUUAGGAAGAAUAAUUAACUAUUUUGGUCGUGUUUUCAUGGAUGUAUUUUUUUUUUUUUUUUUUUUUUUUUUUUUUUUAUAAUAUUCAUUAUGGCCUGCCCCCCCCCCCUUCACUUUUGCUUCAACUAUAGUAAAAAGUCCUGGUUUAACAGUUUUUGUUAUAUCUUAAGCACAACAUUUUUAAGUACUUUCAUAUUAAAAGUUAUACUUUGAGUGGUGCAUACAGCUUGACCCAGUUAUUUCCUCAAGUCAUGUGACCAUUUGAUAAAAUUAAGCAAAAGAAAAUGGUAUAUUUUGUUCUUGUAAGAAUGGAUUUUCCUUUUCCUGGUUUCUGUAAUAGGUGCCAUUUUUCUUCUUUCCUCUUUUAUAUUUAUGUAUUCUGAAUGGCUGCAUUUCAGGAAUGUAAAUGGAUUUUGUGAAGUUGUUUUGUUUGUGGAAAUGUGGGCAUUUUGUUUUGGCCACAAAAAGUGUGUGAGUAUUUAAUACCUUCAUCUAUUUUUACAAUAGACUACUUAUUCAGAUACUUUUAGUUCCUAUUAUCACCAUGUCCGUAUGUUGUAGUGCGAGGAAAGCUGAGGAAUCUCAUUUCGUCCCUGUGACCCUGUUCUUUUAAAUACUUUGUCCUUGUAGCCAUCCUAAAAAUUUAAAACAUUUUUUGUUUUUGUUUGGUCUCAUAGAGCAGAGAUUGUCACUUGAUAUGUACGAAGUAGUGUAGUAUGAAUGAAGUGCAUAAAUUGUUACUUUUGUUGCAAACUUUGGAAGAUAUUUCUAGUCAUUGUUUGAUUUAUGUGACCUAAUUUGGCUUGUCUUCAAUAAAUUAAGUUAGAAAACCAA